Messenger RNA from Leguminivora glycinivorella, 1582 nucleotides. RefSeq lists its product as uncharacterized. The transcript is spliced from 6 exons. The coding region runs from base 380 to 940 and encodes 186 amino acids. NCBI's taxonomy places the organism in Eukaryota, Metazoa, Arthropoda, Insecta, Lepidoptera, Tortricidae. The record is from RefSeq and is a predicted model, not a curated record.
AAGACCAACGCAGGCAUCGGUUGCGCAGUGCAGGCCGUCUGCCCUUCCGUUGCCCUCAGCUGCGUCUAGUCUAGACGUACGCCCUAUUGCCCCUUUGUGAGGGCCGCAUCGUACUGUAUAAAAUUAUACGAGUUUACUUAAAGGACUUAUCACAAAGGUCUCGAAAACUUAAGGUCUCAAGGAACGCAGUCGCAUAACAAUUGAUGAAAGGGACCCUUAGAACGAACUAAAUUGGAAAGCUUCUAGGCGCGCUGUAACUACCACCAGCUUGAUCGAUUGCAAGCGCUAAGCAACGAGUAACUGUCGUAACCGAUAGCCUUUGUAAACGCACCAGUAUCUCCCGGAGAUAAAUGCUAGUGUAAAAGUUUAGAGCAAAUAAAUGGAGAACUCCGCACCUGCGCCCGGCCGCCGAGAACCUUCUAUAGAUCCAGUGAAGGCGCAGGGAAUCCUAUCAUCUUUAACGCGCAAAGAGAGGUACGCAGCGCGGCAGUGGAAGCAGAAAUGGUCGUUCUACACCAAGAUGCGGGAAAUGCAGGAGGAAGAAGCACUCAAAUUGGGCAUGUCAUUGGAGGAAUAUCGCGCGGGAGUUCGCUCAAUGAACUGCCAAGCUGAACCGAAACAGUACCCUGUACAGGUGGACCCGUCACCAGCCCCUUUGCCUCAAACGUCCUCGGGGAUGGUGGGUAGGCGCGCGCAGUGUCCCUUGGAGCGGUACGGGCGUCUCGUGCGCACGGCGCGCGACUACCCCACGCGGCCGCCGCUCCCGCCCGGACAGAUCUACGACCCGUACAAGCAGACCAUCAUUUUUCUGGGGAUCGACGUCGGGGACCCUAUUUCAUACAAGCUGCCUCCAGCGCGCUGCGAGGUGACGGACGAGAUGUGGGCGCGUCCGCAAACUGUCUGUGUGGAUGCACUCGCCGACCGUUUAGCCAAACUGUAGGACGCAUAGGACGGUCCGUGUUUUUGCACAAAUAUUCCACAUACACGUACUUUGCGUGAGAAUAGUAUUAUGUAUAUAUGUAUACGUCGUUUCACAAAAACGGGCAAGAAUGGGAGGAACGAAAAUUUAAUUCUAUGAGUGACAUCUGUAUUUCUAUACAGUCAAGACAGUCGAGUAGAGAGCCACCAUUUUAGGACCUUAUCGCACUUGCGAUUUGAAGCGAAGUGAACGCGCAACGAGUUCGCCGGGAGUGCGCAGCGUGUUCGCCGCGAUAUCCAUUGCAAUAGGGUUUGAAUCUUCCGACGGUGCUUUUAUUGUUGCUUGUCCAUCUGCCCACAUUCGUAGACAAUAAACUACUACAAAUACCGACUUAAACUAAAGUGGAUAGAAAUUAAUUUUGCUGACGAAUAAAGCAUGACGUCUCGACUCUACACGAGGCGAACUCGCUGCGCACUCGCGGCGUACUCGCUGCGCGUUCGCUUCGCUUUCAAAUCACCCGCAAAUCGCAAGUGUUAUAAGGCCCUUAUUGGUUGAUGAUACUUAGAUAUUUUCAUUCGUUCCGUUUUGACCGCUCUUGUAAAAUGAAUCAUAUGGGAACUACAGAGAGACCAAACAAGAAGUAACAAUAGUAAUAAAAAAUAA